AUGACAAGAUGCCCUGCAUGCCCACGUAUCGCACCCCUGAAGCGGCUAGUCACAACGACCGACAAGAAUGGCAACCUUGGGCGGGAAUUCGUGAAAUGCGAGAGCAAACCAGAGCAGGGAAAGAAAUUGAAGCAAUGCACCCAUUUUGAGUGGCUAGAUGAGUACAUAGAGCGGAUUCAACUGGAGGGUGCAUCAGGGGAGCUCGAUUUACUGUUGGAGGCGGAGAAGUUGGGCAAGUUUGGAUCGGGCGCAUCUGGAUCCGGGGCCCCUGGAUCUGGCAAUUCCAUCGGGGGCGCCCGCCCUUCCAUUGGUGCUACUGUGGGGGAUGCAGGAGUGACGGCAGAGCUGAAGAAGCUGAACAAGCAGAUGAAGAAACUCAUCAAAUUGCAGAAGCAGGGCAAUUUGAUGGGGCUCAUGGCCGCACUUUUUUAUGUUUGUGUAAUUGGUCUCGCACUUGUUUAUGUGAUGAUAAUUAGUCGUAAGUGA
Molecule: messenger RNA, 486 nt
Organism: Triticum dicoccoides
Lineage: Eukaryota; Viridiplantae; Streptophyta; Magnoliopsida; Poales; Poaceae
Exons: 2
Coding region: 1-486 (161 amino acids)
Molecular function (GO): zinc ion binding
Source: RefSeq, a predicted model, not a curated record